AGGCAGAAGAGGCGUCGGGGGCCGCCGCCGCAGCAGCCUUCAUCAUGUCCCACAAGCAGAUCUACUACUCGGACAAAUAUUUCGACGAGAACUACGAGUACCGGCAUGUAAUGUUACCAAGAGAACUGUCAAAACAAGUACCAAAAACCCAUCUAAUGACUGAGGAAGAAUGGAGAAGACUUGGUGUACAGCAGAGCCUUGGCUGGGUCCACUAUAUGAUUCAUGAGCCAGAACCACACAUUCUCCUUUUUAGAAGACCACUUCCAAAAGGCCAGCAGAAAUGAAUAACUUCUAGAAACUACGUUGAAAUCUUCUGGAACUUUAUGUAUAUGGAUGUAUAUAUGUUGGUAGUAUUCAGUGAAUACUUGAAAAAAGUACAAAAGUCAUUACCUGUGCAUGAGCUGUAUUAUUCACAGCAACAGAGCUCAGUAAAAUGCAAAGUAGGCUGCUAUGGUUUGUACUGUUAAGUGCCUAUUUGAUUGUUCAUUGUGUUCAAUAAAGUUUACAAGUUACAUAGAAUAUGUUGACUGGUUCUCAAAUAUUCAAAGAUCUAG
Messenger RNA from Euleptes europaea (tarantolino), 554 nucleotides. It is a transcript of the gene CKS2, whose product is annotated as CDC28 protein kinase regulatory subunit 2. Gene Ontology annotation, molecular function: cyclin-dependent protein serine/threonine kinase activator activity; histone binding; protein kinase binding. Gene Ontology annotation, cellular component: cyclin-dependent protein kinase holoenzyme complex; SCF ubiquitin ligase complex. The transcript is spliced from 3 exons. Gene Ontology annotation, biological process: regulation of mitotic cell cycle. The coding region runs from base 45 to 284 and encodes 79 amino acids. Lineage: Eukaryota; Metazoa; Chordata; Lepidosauria; Squamata; Sphaerodactylidae. The record is from RefSeq and is a predicted model, not a curated record.